This is a messenger RNA of Penicillium alfredii, 711 nucleotides long. It is a transcript of the gene rip1, whose product is annotated as ubiquinol--cytochrome-c reductase catalytic subunit RIP1. Gene Ontology annotation, molecular function: 2 iron, 2 sulfur cluster binding; quinol-cytochrome-c reductase activity. NCBI's taxonomy places the organism in Eukaryota, Fungi, Ascomycota, Eurotiomycetes, Eurotiales, Aspergillaceae. The record is from RefSeq and is a predicted model, not a curated record. Gene Ontology annotation, biological process: mitochondrial electron transport, ubiquinol to cytochrome c. Gene Ontology annotation, cellular component: membrane. Bases 1 to 711 code for a protein of 236 amino acids. The transcript is spliced from 4 exons.
AUGUCGCUCUCCUCCGCUUCCAGCACUCUGCUGCGCACCUGCGCUCGCCAGCAGCUGCCCACCGCUCGCGCCUCCGUCGCCUCCUGCCAGCGGAGGGGAGUCGCCGAUGCGAAGUCCUCGUUCGAAAGCCCCUUCGCCAGCGCCAACGAGCGUGGCUCGACCCUGAAGAUCCCCAAUUUCAGCAAAUACUCCUCCGGCAACUCGCCUCGCUCCAACCAGGUCUUCUCCUACUUCAUGGCCGGCUCCCUCGGCCUGGCCACCGCGGUCGGUGCCAAGGCUACCGUGCAGGACUUCCUCGUCAACAUGUCCGCCUCCGCCGAUGUUCUGGCCCAGGCCAAGGUUGAGCUUUCUCUUGGUGCCAUCCCCGAGGGCAAGAACGUCAUCAUCAAGUGGCGUGGCAAGCCCGUCUUCAUCCGUCACCGCACCCAGGAUGAAAUCAGCGAGGCCCGUGAUGCCAAGUGGGAGGGUCUGCGUGAUCCCCAGGCCGACGAGGACCGUGUGCAGCGCCCCGAGUGGCUGGUCAUGCUUGGUGUCUGCACCCACCUUGGUUGUGUCCCCAUCGGUGAGGCCGGCGACUUUGGCGGCUGGUUCUGCCCUUGCCACGGUUCCCACUACGACAUCUCGGGCCGUAUAAGAAAGGGCCCUGCUCCUCUGAACCUGGAGGUGCCCCAAUACAGCUUCCCUGAGGACGAGGUCCUCGUGAUCGGUUAA